AAUCCGGCUCCAAAGGAAUGGCAAGGCGAGACGCUAUCUCAGCUGUCUUCUAUGACAAUCGUCGUCCCCGGACACCGCUGCGUCCGAGCGACAUCUGCACAUUCGCAUGAUUCUUACCAAGCACUUCCUCAAGCAUCUCGAUGAGCCUGUCGGUCACUUCGUCGCCAAAGCCGAUACUCUCCAUCCGCGCGGCCAGCCCCCGGUGGGAUGGGCCCAGCCCAGCAAAUCCCCGGCAGCUGUCCGCCAGGGGCAUAAUGAUGUUGCUGAGCACCAUACCCGAGGCCCUUGCGAGCUCCCAGUCCUGCAGAUUGAUCGACCCUUCCACGACUUCGAGUAACUUCUGCAAGCCACCGUUCUCGAUCAAGAUCCGGGAGUGGAUGGGCGAGCUUACGAGGUUGACCAAGGUGCCGCAUGUCGACACUAACACGCAUCGAUCGGUGUGGUCCAGCAGGAUGGUCAAGGUCUCGGUGCCUUUCUUCUGGUACAGGACCUGGCGCGGUGUUGGAUCAUGGCUCAGAUUCGAAAGGAUGCGGGCACUUGCCGCGACGAUUUCUGUGUUGGAUGCCAGCAGGAACGAGGCGAUCACUGGUGGGGCACAUGGGCAAGCAACAUGGAUGGUACUUGGUCAGUCGACAGUCGUUAUGGAAUCAGGACUCGGCACAAAGGCAGGACAAACAGAUAGUGUCUGUUGACUGGUGCUUUUGCACCCAGGCCUUACGCUCGGUUUGCUGUGCGGCCCGGCCAAAGAUCAAGUUGUCGCUGCUCCUGUAGAAAGUGAAGUUGGCGAGCGCCCCAAGGACAUUGAGAACCA
Polychytrium aggregatum is the source of this 811-nucleotide messenger RNA. RefSeq lists its product as uncharacterized. The transcript has a single exon. NCBI's taxonomy places the organism in Eukaryota, Fungi, Chytridiomycota, Chytridiomycetes, Polychytriales. The record is from RefSeq and is a predicted model, not a curated record. Bases 141 to 692 code for a protein of 183 amino acids.